AUGGCUUCUGCAUUGCUAUUUCUUUUCUGCUUCUUCCUUAUUAUAUUGCUUCCAUGUACCUCCCUUGCUCAAACAUCCACAAACAUAUCUUUAGGUUCAUCCCUUGCUGCACUUAAUGAUAACUUGUCCUGGCCAUCGCCAUCUGGUGAGUUUGCUUUUGGUUUCAGACAGAUCGGAAAAGAUGGCUUCCUGCUAGCCAUCUGGUUCAACAAAAUACCAGAUAGAACCAUAGUGUGGUCAGCCAAUCGGAAUGAUCUAGUGCAAGAAGGAGCCAAAGUUGAACUUACUAGUGAUGGAAUGCUCGUGCUUAGAAACUCGGAAGGCGGACAGGUAUGGAGUGCUAAUUCUGCUGGCACAGAAGUGGCCUAUGCCGCCAUGCUUGACACAGAAGUGGCCUAUGCCGCCAUGCUUGACACGGGGAAUUUUGUGCUGGCCAACACAAACUCAACCAAUUUGUGGGAGAGUUUUGAUGUACCAACUGAUACAAUCCUACCCACACAGACUCUAAAUCAGAACGGCAAACUCUUUGCUCGCUAUACAGAAACGAACUACUCACAAGGAAGAUUCCAGUUUAUACUACAAUCUGAUGGAAAUCUCUUGCUUUACACGACAAGAUUCCCACUGGAAUCCCCCAACUUUGCAUAUUAUGCAACCAUGACUAUGGGCACUGGCUUUCAGGUCAUCUUCAACAAGUCUGGGUCUAUUUACCUUACUGCCAAGAACGGAAGCAUACUUAAUAUGGUAUCAUCCAACACAGUUUCAAUGAAGAAUUUCUACCAGAAAGCUACUCUGGAGUAUGAUGGAAUUUUGAGGCACUCUGUUCACCCUAAAAGCAAUGGCUCAAGUGCUGGAACCCCCCUGGCUUGGUCCCCUUUGACCUCUGAACCUUCAGAUAUUUGCUUUAGAGUCGAAGGAGACAUAGGCAGUGGGGCAUGUGGGUACAACAGCUUAUGCAGUUAUAAUGAUAAAGGACCAGUUUGCCAGUGCCCGGAUGGUUACUCCUUCAUUGAUCUAAAUGAUAAGCUGAAAGGAUGCAAACAGAACUUCAUUUCACAAAGUUGCGACGAGGCCUCAUCAGAGACAAAUCUUUUUUAUUUUCAGGAGAUGCAAAACACAAAGUGGUACGGUGGUGAUUAUGAGCAAUUUACAUCAGUACAAGAGGAUUGGUGCAGACAAAGUUGCUUAGGUGAUUGUUUUUGUGCUGUUGCUGUUUUCAACAAUGGAGAGUGUUUGAAGAAGAGAAUUCCUUUUUCGAAUGGGAGGAUGAACCCCAGUAUUGGUGGAAAAGCUCUCAUCAAAAUAAGGAAAGACAGCCCUCCUUUGACACCUGAAGGUCCAAAUGCAAAAAAGAAAGAUAACUCAACUAUGAUCCUCAUUGGAUCAGUGCUCCUCAGUAGCUCGGGGUUUUUGAACUUGGUUUUACUAUUAACAACCUACUUUAUUGUUUCUCGCAUUUAUAAUAAAAAUGCAGGGGCGAUUCAAGCUUACUCAGUCAUGCCAGGUAUGAAUGUGAAAUGUUUCACUUACGAGGAGCUAAAUGAAGCUACCAACGGAUUCAAGGAAGAACUAGGCCGUGGUGCUUUCGCAACAGUUUUUAAAGGAGUUUUAGCAUUUGAGAACAGGAAAUGUGUUGCUGUCAAAAGAUUGGACACUAUUGUUGGAGAAAAUGAGUUGGAAUUCAAAGCUGAAAUGAGCGCAAUUGGCAGAACAAAUCACAGAAAUUUAGUCCAACUACUAGGAUUCUGCAACGAGGGGCAGCACCGAAUUCUUGUGUAUGAGUUUAUGAGCAAAGGUUCCCUAGCAAGCUUCCUCUUUGGAGAAUCAAGGCCUAACUGGUACCAAAGAAGGCAAAUUGCCUUGGGUACUGCAAGAGGGCUCUUGUAUUUGCAUGAGGAGUGUAGCAUGCAAAUCAUACAUUGUGACAUUAAGCCUCAAAACAUUCUUCUAGAUGACUCUCUCACAGCCAGAAUUUCUGACUUCGGAUUAGCAAAGCUUUUGAGAACGGACCAGACUCGAACUACCACUGGAAUCAGGGGAACCAAAGGGUAUGUGGCCCCUGAAUGGUUCAAAAGCUUGCCAAUCACAAUGAAGGUGGAUGUUUACAGCUAUGGAAUUAUGUUAUUAGAGAUUGUUUGUUGCAGGAAGAAAUACGAAGCAAACAUAGAGGACGAAGAUCAAAUGUUACUCGCUGAUUGGACAUAUGAAUGCUAUAAGCAAAAGAAACUGCAUCUGCUGUUGGAGAAUGAUGAUGAGGCAAUGCAUGACAUCAAGAAGAUGGAGAAGUAUGUGAUGAUCGCAGUUUGGUGCAUUCAGGAGGAUCCAUCACUCAGACCUACAAUGAAGAAAGUCACACAGAUGCUUGAAGGAACUGUUGAAGUGUCAGUUCCGCCUGGUCCUUCCUCUUUUAUAAGUUCAGUAUUUUGAGUGCUUGCAACUAUAAUUCCAAUUUUCUGGGUAUCAGAAAUUUAUUAUGUCUCA
Prunus dulcis (almond) is the source of this 2478-nucleotide messenger RNA. Its product is annotated as G-type lectin S-receptor-like serine/threonine-protein kinase LECRK2. Gene Ontology annotation, biological process: protein phosphorylation. The transcript has a single exon. The coding region runs from base 1 to 2424 and encodes 807 amino acids. Lineage: Eukaryota; Viridiplantae; Streptophyta; Magnoliopsida; Rosales; Rosaceae. Gene Ontology annotation, molecular function: protein serine/threonine kinase activity; ATP binding. The record is from RefSeq and is a predicted model, not a curated record.